CGCACAAACGGCAGCACGCGCGUCCCGGGCGUUAUCGUCAUCGUUGGCCAAGGUUGGAGUGAUGUUGAGCGCCGAAAUCGGUGAACGGCUGUGCGAGGCCGUGCGAGGGCCCGACGUCGGUUUGGUCGUGUCCUUGCUGGAGCGGUGCGAGGCCGGGGUCAAGUUCACGUAUGGGGGCAAGAGCUUGCUGUACUUGGCCACGGAGAGCGAGCAGCCCAAUCGGCACGGGAUGGUCAAGGCGCUGCUGGAUGCUGGGGCCAAUGUGGACUAUCAGGACGACUGGGCUGGGUGGACUUGUCUCAUGGUCGCCAUCAAAAACCACCAGCAGGAGGUCAUCGACCUACUCCUGGACCACGGAGCCGAUCCCAAUAUCAAGGACAAAUUCGGCUCCAACGCCAUUGUCCGAGUGAUGGAUCUGUGUCCCCACGACACCAGGCUACCUCUGCUACGACUACUCCUGUCCCGUGGCGCCCGACCCGACCUAACCUACCAUCCCGAAGUCAACCGGUUGAACCGCUCGCACGCGAUGAAAAUCUGCAACGAGCAGGAGAUACGGCUGUUCUUCGAGCACGGCCUGAUAGUCGAGCACGGGUACAACACGUUCCCCGCCAUCUACAACAAGGACGCGGGGGUGCUGAGGUUCCUCGUUGAACAUAACCUCUUCGACGUGUACCAAAGACUACCGAACGGCAACACGACCCUGUGCGAGGCGAUAAGCUACAACAACGAGGAGCACGCCGAGUACCUGAUCAACUUUGACUUUGACGUGAACGAGCGGGCGAGCGACGGAGAGAGCCUACUGUUCAAGGCGGUGACCCGGCGCCUAGUCGGCACGGUUCGGCUGUUGCUCCUGCACGGGGCGGAUCUCGAGCUCGAGCUCGUGGUCGAGUUCAAGCGCCAAUGGGCCGAGUACUCCUCCGACUGGGCCAACCGUCAGAAGCGGAUAUUCAAGCACUACUACAACACCUUUUACGAGCUGAUGAGGCACCUGGCGAUGCGCGUCGCCCUCUACCCCUCGAUAUAUUACCCGGAAAGUGUCGACAAGGUGUACAAGUGCGAGGCGAAGGUCUUCCAGGUGUUCAAGGUUGAAUUCGAGAGGCUGAGGUGUCACUAUGUCACCGAGAACGUCACCUUCUACGACAUACUCACCAAGAAGAGCAUCGCCAGGUACGCGAGGAACCGGAACGUGGUCGAGGGGCUCAAGAGGAGGUACGUUAGGAGUCACUUUCCCAAUUACGGGAACAUGACGGCCGAGAGAUUGAUGCGGGAGGUGAAGAGGCAGGAGUUUUUAGGCAAGGCCAGGCGGGCUCUGGCCCGACUCUUGAGGUGGGACGUCGACAGCAUGUACGUCAUUCUGGACAACAUUAUGAACCACCUGACCAAAAAGGAUCUGCUCGCUGUUACGAAUGUGUGACAAAGACACGUAGUUUUUGCAAUGUGGUUUGUACGUACACGUUGUCACGGAAAAAUGACAAAUUGUUGUUUCUAUAUUGAUAAGUGAUGAUUGGACAUCGUAUGCAAAAUACGAUUUACGAUGUGUUCAUUGUUGUAUUAUUUGACACGUAAUUACUCGUUGACUCUCAGUUUUAAUUGAUGUUAAUAAAUGUAUAGUGUAGCCAGUCACCUAAAUCCUGUAACAUAUAUAUUAUGCGAAUAAAUAUUUCAUAUUUUACGA
Messenger RNA from Copidosoma floridanum, 1675 nucleotides. Its product is annotated as poly [ADP-ribose] polymerase tankyrase-2. Gene Ontology annotation, molecular function: protein binding. The record is from RefSeq and is a predicted model, not a curated record. NCBI's taxonomy places the organism in Eukaryota, Metazoa, Arthropoda, Insecta, Hymenoptera, Encyrtidae.